GGCUGGUCUUCGGGGAAGGAGCAGCCUCUCCUCCCCUCUUCACAUCUGGAUUCAAUAAGGGCUGUGAGAGGCCGGAGCAUUCCAGAGCUCUGAGGUGGAGGCUGCACUCUCUGUCGGCCAUGGGGCCCUGGCGCUGCCUGCUCCUCCUGCUGCUGCUCGCCGUGGCCGUCCGCGCCCAGCAGCAGCAGUUCAUGGAGUACGUGGAGCGGCGCCUCACCCUCCUGGAGGAGAGGAUCUCACAGUGGCACGACCAGAGCAGCCGCUACUCCACAGAGCUGCGGGACUUCAAGAACCAGGUGCUGGGGAUGCUUGAGACGGCAGAGAAGGAGCGGGAGGCGAUGCGGUCGGAGGCAGAGAGCGCAGCGGUGCGCGUGGACCGGCUGGAGCGUGAGGUGGACUACCUGGAGACGCAGAACCCCGCACCACCCUGCGUGGAGGUGGACGAGACACUGAUGGAGAAGCAGGUGGCCACAGCCAAGCAGAGGAAGAAUGAGAAAUACACCAAGCUGACAGACUGCAGCGACACCAUUGCGAGUGUCAGAGCCAUGAAGAUCCUGAAGCGCUUCGGCAGCACCUCGGGGCUCUGGACCAAGGAUGCCGCAGGGAACUCUGAGAAGAUCUAUGUCUUUGAUGGCACUGCCAACGACACGGUGUACGUCUUCCCCCGCAUGCGGGAGUUCACCCUCUUCUCUGCCACCCGCAAGGCCACCCGCAUCAAGCUGCCCUACCCCUGGGUGGGCACCGGGCACCUUGUCUAUGAUGGACACCUCUACUACAUCCGCCAGCAGGGCCCCUUCCAGGUGAUCAAGUUCAACCUGGCCAACAAGACGGUGGUGGACAGUUCAGUGUUCCCGGCCGAGGAGCAGAUCCCUGUCUUUGGGCUCUCCCCCUUCACCUACAUCGAGGUGGCGGCGGAUGAGGAAGGGCUCUGGGCCAUCUACGCCACCAAGGAGGACGAGAAGAACCUGUGCUUGGCUAAGCUGGACCCCUCCUCCCUGGACAUCGAGCAGAUGUGGGACACGCCGUGCCCACGAGAGAACGCCGAGGGUGCCUUCGUGGUGUGUGGGGCACUGCACGUGGUCUACAACACCCGCCUGCCCAGCCGCUCCCGCGUGCAGUGCGUCUUCGACGUCAGCGGCACGCUGGCCCCCGAGGACGCCUCCCUCGUCUACUUCCCCAAGCGCUACGGGUCCCACUCCAGCAUGAAGUACAACCCCCGGGAGAGGCAGGUCUACGCCUGGGACGACGGCUACCAGAUCAUCUAUCGCAUGGAGAUGAAGAAGAAGCUGGAGGUCUGAGGGGCCACGUCAGGGCACCCCCGCACGUCCGGCCACCCGGCCCCGGCCAGCGCGGCUCUGCCCAUCCCACCCCCCGGGGCACAGCCAGCCCCGGCACGGGACGGCACCUCUGCCCCAUCUCCCAUCACUGUGAAACGACGAAAUGCUGGAUCCCUGCCCCGGCCUCCCUUCACCCACCGGCACCAGGCGCCCCUGCCCAGGACCGCCCUGCAGAAACCGGGACUAAUUUAACGAGAUUUUCCUCUCUGUGAUAUAAUGAAUAAAUACUAUGCAGCGAGCUGCAGCCACCUGCUUGGGGGGAGCACGGGGCGAUGGGGCCAGGCUGCCAGAGCUGCGAGCUCCAUGUUGCCCCUGAGUCACCCCAAAAGACACUUCCCAAGGGUGGGGUGUCCGUGCGGGGCUGGCCAGAGCAGCCAGCACAGACAGCUCCUGGGAUCAGGGGUCUGGGCAGAGGGGCCGGGUCGGGGCCUUGGGCUGGGGCUUUGUGCAGGGAUUUAGCCUGGGGCUUCGGGCAGGCUCCUGCUGCAGCAAGGGGACCCCCGAGCCUGGCCAGGGCCAGCCUGUUUUACAUGUACAAAACCAUGAGCAAAAAGCAAAAUCCUUUAAUCUGAGAGGACAACUGGAGAUUUUCCUUGCAUGCUGGGGAGGUGCCCUGCCCAGCAGGCACCAGAUGUUGCUGAUUUUCCAAGUUCACUUCUGAUGAAGCACAGUCAUCUUCCCCCUGCAGCCACAGGAUUGCCACAAACUCUUUACGUAAGGCCCUGGGUUCCCCGAGCCCCUUCCUGUCCCUGUUCCGCCAGCGCCGGGUCCCCGCAGGGCCCCACAGCGGCAGUGCCCCACGGGAGAUGGGGCAGGACUGGGCAGGCGCUGGGAGCCCCUCCGGAGGCAGCUCUGGCCCUGCCAGGGCUUAGGACCCCCGUCCCCGAGGCGGGGGCUGGGGUCUGCUGGGCACAGGCACAGCCCCCCCAUGGCCACCACGUCCUUCCAGUCCCCACCACGUUGCCCAGUGGCUACCACCCCCCACACUGCCACUGGCACCACACCCCUGGGGGGUGCAAGACUUGGCCCAGUUCUGGCCAGAGAAGCCACGGACCGCCCCGAAACCUGGGCGUGCUGCGAUUUGUUCCUGUCACAGUGUCCUGAGAGCACAGAGGAUGAGUUACGAGCAUCCCUUUUUUCCCACCGGACAUGAAUUCUGGGGACAAGCGCUGAACACGUGAAGCCAUGAGCUGGGCUGGCCAGGCGAGGGUCACAUCCUGCCACUGCUGGCCCAGAGCCCCCCCAGGGUGAGAGGCCACGGAGCUGCCGGGCACCCCGGGGAGGUGCUGGCCCCACGGGGAGCACCGCUGCCACGCACCUGGGGGGCUCCCAGGGCCAUGGCACAGCCAGGCCCCCCCCAUAUCGCCAUAAAGCCAGGCAUUCGGCAUCGCUCCGCACCCACCUCGAGGAAAGCUGUCCCGUGAUGUGGAGGUGACUUGGUAUUUGCUUCAAGUUCUUCUGUAUUAUAAUUAAAAUAUCUUUUGGUUGCAUGAGAGAAACGCUUAAA
Tyto alba (common barn owl) is the source of this 2844-nucleotide messenger RNA. RefSeq names its product olfactomedin like 3 (gene OLFML3). Bases 120 to 1298 code for a protein of 392 amino acids. The record is from RefSeq and is a predicted model, not a curated record. NCBI's taxonomy places the organism in Eukaryota, Metazoa, Chordata, Aves, Strigiformes, Tytonidae. Gene Ontology annotation, biological process: signal transduction. The transcript is spliced from 3 exons.